Molecule: messenger RNA, 306 nt
Organism: Rotaria sp. Silwood2
Lineage: Eukaryota; Metazoa; Rotifera; Eurotatoria; Philodinida; Philodinidae
Source: the annotation of a GenBank genome assembly
AUGAAAUUAGAGAUGCUGAAAAUAAUAUUGAACGACUACGAGCAGCUUGAAAAAAAAUGUGAAAAAGAAUUUGAUGAUGCAUGUAAAGCUGUUAAUUUAGCAGAAUCAGAAGGAAAAACAACUGAAGAAGUUAAUGCAUUAACAAAUAUUAAAGUUCGCCAGCAAUUCAAUCUCUUGCUUACUGCAUUGGUUGCUGAAAAUACCAGUGAUAAACGUGAUAAGAUUAUGAAAAAAGAUCUCCGUUUACAAAAUAAAAUUGGUGAAGUUGUAAUUAUUGAUCUUGAUAAUGCUGGCAAAGUAAAAUAA